AUCCUUUCUGAUCCCUCAAGAAUAUCCUUUUGUAAUUUCGAGGUUUUUGUUUGUUUCUCUGUCUCUCUGUUUCAGAAUGUCGCUAUAAAAACAUCAUGAAACAUUAAUUUCUCCAAACAACAAUAAUUGCAAUAAAUCAGUGCAAGACAUUUGUAAUAAAGGAUGAAAUUCGGAAAAGAAUUUAGGAUGUAUUUAGAAGAAACUCUACCCGAAUGGAGGGACAAGUAUUUGUGCUACAAUCUCCUCAAGAAGCUCCUCAAGAUCAUACCGGCCGGCGAUGAUCCGGCACCUAUCGUGUCGUUGCAGACGCUUCAAGAUUGGUUCGUCAGGAUUCUCAUUGACGAACUCAAAAAGUUCAACGAUUUCUACGUCGAUACAGAGGAAGAUAUCAUCAUUCGCUUCCAGGCGCUAAAGGAAAGAAUUGAUUUAGUGAAGGAGAGGGACGGCGAAGAUGGAGUGUUUACCUCCGAGACUGAAUUUAGUGAAGAGAUGAUGGAAAUCCGCAAGGAGUUCGUUGCCAUUCAUGGGGAAAUGGUUCUACUAAAAACCUAUUGCUCUCUUAAUUUGGCAGGUCUGAUUAAGAUUCUGAAGAAAUAUGAUAAAAGAACUGGGAGAUUGUUAUGCCUGCCUUUUAUACAGCUUGCCCUUCGUCAGCCAUUCUAUGCAUUCGAACCUCUCACGAGAUUAGUUAUUGAGUGUGAGGCAAAUAUUGAACUCCUCUUCCCACUUGAAGCAGAGGUGAUUGAAUCUGCUGCUGUUCAACAGGACAAGACAGGCGCAGAUCCUGCUAACGAUAUUUCGAAUAUUUCACAGGAGACAGCCCCCUCCCUUGAGGAGGAAGCUGUGGGUAUAAGUCGAAGUAUCAAUGCUGCAUUGAGAGCUAUAGAGGGCCUCAGAAAGCCGAGCUCUACAAACAAUCACUUAUCGUUUUCGUCUCUCUAUGGAAGUCUGGAUAAUGACGGUACCAGUGUGGUAACGGUGGGAAAUUCGCCUUGUGAACCUUCAGAUACUUUGGACAAUGAGGAGGGUGCAAAUGAAGAUGUUGCCAAUUCCCCCAAAUAAAGAUUGUGUUUUUUGUUCGUGUACUGAUGUUUUGGAAUAAUUUGUUAAUGGUUUGGAAAGAUUGAAUUAUACUACUCUUUUUAUCUGUUAAGGUGUGUAAUAAAGUGUCUACGAAAUGUAACACGCAACUUUGAAGUUUGAUUGUAUAUUUAUUGGAUAUGAAAUUUUUGUCCUCGUUUUCAUUGAA
Molecule: messenger RNA, 1249 nt
Organism: Olea europaea var. sylvestris
Lineage: Eukaryota; Viridiplantae; Streptophyta; Magnoliopsida; Lamiales; Oleaceae
Product: SPX domain-containing protein 4-like
Exons: 3
Coding region: 163-1062 (299 amino acids)
Biological process (GO): cellular response to phosphate starvation
Source: RefSeq, a predicted model, not a curated record